Messenger RNA from Pieris brassicae (large cabbage white), 2008 nucleotides. RefSeq names its product visual pigment-like receptor peropsin. Gene Ontology annotation, molecular function: G protein-coupled receptor activity. Lineage: Eukaryota; Metazoa; Arthropoda; Insecta; Lepidoptera; Pieridae. Gene Ontology annotation, cellular component: photoreceptor outer segment; membrane. Bases 382 to 1269 code for a protein of 295 amino acids. The record is from RefSeq and is a predicted model, not a curated record. The transcript has 7 exons. Gene Ontology annotation, biological process: G protein-coupled receptor signaling pathway.
UGGAUGGUCAACGAAUAGUAGUUCACCUGACUUGAUAUCUUCAGUUGCGAAAAGGCCUCGGCCUCCGAUAUCAGACGACUUGAUUGUCCACUUGUGGUAAUGUCUGGCAGGUUGGAUGUCAUGAAGAUGGUCCUGUACCAGAAGCGACAAUUGAUCCAUUGAUAACAUCCUGUCGGUACUCGCCCGGUGCCGGCACUGCACUGCGCACUCGCCGUGAAUAUCAACUCUAGUUAGUUUGAUAACAAAUAGGCGCUGAUCGGAUAUACAUCGCCAAAAACAUGUUCACAUUUCUUCGUAAUUAACUAUGACUGACGUGCGCCAGAUUCGUGAGAAGUUCCUGUUUAGUUUAACACUUAAAUAACUCUUCCAGGUGUAUUCGGGAUGCUGCUCAACAGUUGGCUAUUUGCCACCUUCAUGCACAGUCACCUACUCACUACAAAAAGUCAUCUUUUAGUACUGAAUCUCUGUACAGCCUCUCUUGGGAGGAAUUUACUCGGAUUCCCAUUUGCGGCAUCGUCUGCGUUUGCAAAAAGAUGGCUAUUCGGCCCAGAUGCAUGUCAGCUUUUUGCUUUCCUUAACCAGUUCUAUGGUAUCUUUCAAAUGACGUCUUUGUUCUCGCUGGUUCUUGAAAGAUACAUACUUGCGAGGCAUACAAGACGAGAAAGAAGGCUAUGUUUUAGAUAUUAUUGGUCUUUAGUUGCUUUGACCUGGGUGAACAGUUUAGUAUUUGCGAUACCGCCUUUAUUCGGAUACGGACUCUAUUCGUGCGACACCACGGGAACAGCUUGUAUGUAUUUAUGGCCGUCUUCACGCGCAAGUGGAAAACUUCUGGGCUACGCGAUCCCGUAUGUUUUAUUUUGCUGUGUUCUACCUGUCGUUGGAAUAUUCUAUUAUAUGGGUAAAGCAAGCCGACUUGAAAGUAUUUAUUACAGAAAUGAAAUACUUCGAGAGGAAAAACAUUUGACGAAGUGUAUACACGCUCUAUGCGUCAUCACCUUGGCUUUGUGGAUCCCAGCAGCAUUACUGGCUGGUAUUCAAUGGUUUCCUCUUCUUGUAUUCGGUUAUCGUCCUCAUGCUCCACCAGUUUUGGCUUUGAUUGCACCCCUUACUUCUGAGGCAGCCACUUGUGUACCCGUCUUAAGCUACCUGUCAUGUGACGCCCGGAUACGAGCAGCACUUUUGGGACGCAUGCGCAAAAACUACGCCCUUCUACCACCUCAGUACGCGAUGAGAUAUCGAAGGGACCAAGUUUGUUUUAAGACGCUUUAAGGUUUUUAGGGAAAUGUGAAAUAAUUUUUAUUUUAUUAACAACGUGAAUCAGAAAACUCAUUAAAAAUAUGUUUGACGGUGUUCUACAAAGAACACUUUCAUAAUAGUCAAGUAGUUAGCUAGUAAUGGUCAUGAUUUAUUGAUAUGUAUGAAAAUUACUGAAACUUUUAAAAAUAUUGUUAAUAGCAUAACAUACCCCUUUGGUUUCAAGGCAAAUAAAGUAAUUAAUUGUAUUUGCUAGCUACUACGCAUUUAGCUUCAAUUUGAACUUUAAAUAUCAAGAAGUUGAAAUUGAGGUUUUAUAAGAAUUUUGACAUAGGUUUUCGUAGAUUUUGCGGAGUGAAUGUGUAAAGAGUUUGCUUUUUUGAAUUUUUAUGUGUAAAUAUAACGUUUUUUCUGUAUAGUUUUAUAUUUUUUUAAUGAAUAGUGAUUAUAUUGUACAAUAUUCUCCUUAACAUUAUUUGUUACAACUAAUUUAGUUUUCUUUCGUUGAACUUAAUGAGUUCUUGUCAUUUUUUGUUGCUUAAAUAGUUGUAAUAAAACUGUUUAAUAAACUUAGUCAAUUUUAAAAAUGAGGUUAAUUCCGUGGAAGACGCCAAAAUAACUUCAUAACUGAUGCUAUCUUUAGUACGAGUAGGUCCUAUCCAGCCGUACUUAGAGUAAGAUUGACAAGACAGACAUAGCGCUAAGUAUAACAUACAACUCCUGUAUGUUCGUAGGAUUCUGAAUCUUAUCCUAA